CAUUUGAUACCUUGUGUGCUGCUCAACCUGCGCCGCGUUGUGUGUUUGGAAGCUGCCGAAAACUAGCGAAAGCUGUCAGCCAGCGUUUUUCACUAAGUUUAACGUCUAUGCAGCCGCUUUUUCAACUACGAACAUAACGCUGUUCUGUCCAGGCUCCCCCCCCCCCCCCCCCCCCUGUGGAUCAUGGUGAUCUGGAGGCAUGCUCCUAUCUGCGUCUUUGAAACUGAUCGACAGAAAUGAGUAACGAGCAUGCAAGGAUUGAGAUGGACCUGGCUUUUGGCCCUGCUAAGCCCUAUGGUUCUUCACGGAGUUUGGUAAGAAGAAUCGCUUCAACUCUUCCCAUUAAACCGUGCCCCCGGGUUCAUUUUCAGCUUUACCCGUACGCCGAGGAGGCCGGAGUCCUCAUCAGCGCCAGGAGGCAGACCAGCCUGGUCGCCUCCCUCGCAGAUAUUGCCUGGAUCGAAGGGGAUGAAGAGGAAGAUGAAGGCAACUUUGGCAGGCCCAGGCCAGGCAUCCCACCGGGCUUCAUGUUUCGAGCCCAGCAGCCUCGCCCUCGGAGGAAAGCGCCCGUCCGUCGGCGGUCCCUGCCCAGCCUGCGUGAGGCCGCUCCCGACCCGCAGGGCCCAGCAGCCGCAAACGACGAGGCGUUCCAGAAGAUCAGCGCGCUGGAGACCGAACUUGCCAAACUCAGAGCUCAGAUAGCUCAAAUUGUCUUGGCUCAGGAGAAAACUGCACUGCCAGCUGCUGCUAGCGAGGCUAACCCCCCUCCUCCUCCUCCCCCACCCCCGCCUCCUCCACCGCCGCCUGCACCAGGGCUACAGCGGGCGUUUUCAGCCAUAGAGCUGAUAAGAGAGAGAAGAGGGAAGGCGAAAGAGGAGCAGACGGCCGUGGGUUCAAAGCCAGCAGACAUCCCCAGCAUGCUGGACGUCCUGAAGGACAUGAACAAAGUCAAGCUGCGGUCCGUGAAAAGUCGUUUAGGGGAAGUUGAAGCCAAAAUGAAGCCCAAAGAGCCGGCCGACGCAGCAGGUCUCAUCGCCGAAGCUCUGAAACGGAAGUUCGCCCACCGGUUUCGGGAAAACAGCGGCUCUGAAGGAAGCGACAAAGAAGAGUUGAAGGUUGCUGCCCCACGAGCAAAGCCUCAAGCUGAAGCCCCUCUGUUCGGGCAGCACAUGUUAAAGCCAACGGGAAAGAAGAAGUUGCUUUGACCAGAGGAAGCGGAGCCAGAAGAUCUGUGGACCCUCUGCCGAUCCUCUCUGGCUCAGCCUGACCGGACCACUCGGUAAUCAUCUCACAGAAUCCAGCCUUCUGGAUUGUUUUGCACUUUUUUGGAACUUUAUAUCGGCUUUAGAUUUCUGCAAACGUGAUUUUUCUGUAUGCGAACACAAACACUAGCAAAUUUAUGAACCUCAUUUUGUAAUAAUUUGAACUUGUUGCACACGGUACGGGUGAUCAGACGCAUCCCCAUCUUUAAGGAGCAGGAAAAAGUUCAUUUAUCAUAGAAGAGGCACGCGUGGAAUAUGCUGCAGUAUUGUUGAAGAAGAUGUAUGAAUUUUAGUCUGGUUUGACGGGGAGUGAGUUAUGUUGCCGUUUAGGACGAUGUUGUAAUUUGUUUUUAACAGUGGAUAAUGUCCCGGAUUUGUCCCGUACCGAAUUAAAGGUACUUGGGUCAAAUGCGAAAUACUUUCCUCUUCAGUUUUAGGUCCGUUACCAGUUCAAGCAAUUUCUAUUUUAAUUUAUGGUGUUUUAUUUCCCUUUUAAAAGCCAAAUACAUUCCACUAAUGCCCUGCAGGGUUUUGCCUCAUUUUGCAAUGCACAUGUUUUGCUUUUAUUUUCUUAGUUUUUCUUAAACAUGAAGGGAAGCAGCCAAGAUUACAGUCUCAUGACAUUUUGAAGCAUUAUGUUCACGUUGCCAUUCCUUAUUAUGAUUUUACUGUAUAGCUGCUUAUUUAAGUCUCUGUAUGAUGGAAGGACAGGUUGGGAUUAAGAAAUUUCUAAAUGUCAAAAGCUUUGCAGAAGAGUUCACUAAGAAGUUGUAAAUCAUAAUAAAAGUUGGUCUCUCUUGA
Molecule: messenger RNA, 2063 nt
Organism: Fundulus heteroclitus (mummichog)
Lineage: Eukaryota; Metazoa; Chordata; Actinopteri; Cyprinodontiformes; Fundulidae
Gene: mtfr1
Product: mitochondrial fission regulator 1
Exons: 8
Coding region: 237-1205 (322 amino acids)
Biological process (GO): aerobic respiration; mitochondrial fission
Cellular component (GO): mitochondrion
Source: RefSeq, a predicted model, not a curated record